CAUCUCAUCGGGACACAGAGUUUUCGGUAUUCUUCUUCGAUCGUUUGCCCUCCGAUCGCUUUAACUCCACCUACGCAUACACGCACACGCGCUCGUACGCCUGUUUAUAAUUAUCCUUAUUUAACGUGUAUUACGCAGUGACCGCAUUGUUUUUGCUCGUUGUAAAAGGAUACGAAAUGAAAUUUCUGAUAAUCGCAGCACUUGUGGGAGUGGCGUUGGCGCAGCAGGAGUACCAGGGACGAAAUCUUCGUGAUCAAGACCAGGAUCAGAGACAGCAAGCUGGCAGCGACGACAGGAGAUCUACAACUUUCAUUCCCAUACUCGCGUGGAACAAGGAGCAGGAACACGAUGGAACGUAUAGAACGAGUUAUGAGACCGGUAACAAUAUUGUAGCCGAAGAGAGCGGAUACAUCAAGACCUUUGGUGAAGGCGAGGACAAAACUGAGGGUCUCGUUCAGCAAGGCAGUUAUUCGUACACUAGUCCUGAUGGCCAAGUGAUAUCGGUAAGCUACACAGCCGAUGAGACUGGAUUCCAUGUAUCCGGUGAUCAUCUUCCAACCCCACCCCCCGUCAGCGAAGAAAUCCAAAAGGGACUUGACCUCAUAUACGCUGGAAUCAAACAACAACAAGAGGCUGAUGCGCGAGAAGCUGCUCAGAAAAUCAAUCAACCACAGAGCCAACAGAUCGAAAGGAACGAGGACAAAAAAUACAGAUUUUAAAUAAAAUAUGACAAGACAUGCAACUGAGCAAAAUCGGACGUACAUCAUUCGUCGAAUACCAAAUUAUCUACUGUAUGUCGUAAAAACUUUUAUGUUUCGCUCGAGUAGGAAACACGCGAAACCAUCGACUUUGCUUAAUGUACACUACAAAUAUAUAUUCAGAGUGUAUGUAAACAAAGAAUUUCGCGUCGUCCAAAGCAUUUGACAUGGUUGGUAACUAUAAAUUGCGGUCGAUUAACAAUGACCGAUUAUAGGUA
Messenger RNA from Venturia canescens, 976 nucleotides. It is a transcript of the gene Cpr49Ah, whose product is annotated as endocuticle structural glycoprotein SgAbd-4-like. Gene Ontology annotation, cellular component: chitin-based extracellular matrix. The record is from RefSeq and is a predicted model, not a curated record. NCBI's taxonomy places the organism in Eukaryota, Metazoa, Arthropoda, Insecta, Hymenoptera, Ichneumonidae. The transcript is spliced from 4 exons. The coding region runs from base 177 to 719 and encodes 180 amino acids. Gene Ontology annotation, molecular function: structural constituent of chitin-based larval cuticle.